GGGAGAGAGUGUGUUUCCCAUUAGCCUCAUCAUCUACGCUUAUACUCCUACUUUCCUAUGGAUACCUGGUAUUUGCUUAUACCACAGAAAAUGGAAACUACCUGUUUGUUGUUAUUGAAAGUAAUGCCAUGCUUGCAUCAUCUCAACAGCAACACGAUGAACUGAAUGAUUACGUAAACUACUGCUUCAAGUUCACAUCUCAGAUCAGAGCCAGCCAUGGGGAGAGGAUAUUACAUCAGCAAACAUAUGGCCACUGCAGCCUUGGUACUGGCAACAAUAGCCUUGGCAACCAUCAUUACAUUAUCCAUUGUUUACAAUCAAGAAAAGGCCAAAAAUGCAUCAAAAUUCACUGACAUAACCACAUCACCUGUACCGCCCACCCCAUAUACUUCAAACGAACCCUGGGACAAAUACAGGCUGCCUGAUACUUUGUCUCCUCAGUACUACAAUGUGACUCUUUGGCCCCGUCUGGUGAUGGAUGUCAAUGGAAUGUAUAUUUUCACAGGGAACUCUGGAGUGAUGUUUACUUGUGUGAAGAAGACAGACUUGAUAUUAAUUCACUCCAACAAGCUGAACUUGACUCUCUUCAAGGGGCACCAUGCAAAGCUAAUGGGUUUUGGUGGUGUAACAGCUCCAACCAUAAAAACAACAUGGUUUCAGACGGAAACACAUUAUUUGGUGGUUCAGCUGGAUGGAAAACUGAAACCUGGAAAGUACUACUGGCUCUAUACAGAAUUCAGAGGGGAGCUUGCUGAUGAUCUGGAAGGUUUCUACAGGAGUGAAUACAUGGAAGAUGGCACAAAAAAAAUUAUUGCCAUCACUCAGAUGCAGGCCACCUACGCUAGAAAAGCUUUUCCAUGUUUUGACGAACCUGGCAUGAAAGCUGUAUUUCAUAUCACUCUCAUUCAUGACACAGGAACAAUUGCACUGUCAAACAGCCAAGAAAUUAAGACAGAAAAUGUCAUCAUCGAUGGAACUGCUGUUACCAGGACGAUAUUUGAGCCCACAAAGAGGAUGUCAACGUAUCUUGUAGCAUUUGUUGUCAGUGAUUUUACGUACAUCAAUGCUAAAAACAACAAGGGUGUUUUGGUUAGAAUAUGGGCACGGAAAAAAGCCAUCGAAGAGGGACAAGGAGACUACGCACUCAGCAUCACCCAGCCAAUACUGGAGUUCUUCGAGAAGUACUACAACACGAGCUAUCCACUUUCUAAGUCAGACCAGAUUGCUCUGCCUGACUUCAAAUCUGGUGCCAUGGAAAACUGGGGUCUUGUCACUUACAGAGAGACGGCCCUUCUAUAUGACCCCCAGAUAUCUGCCAAUGGCAACAAACAGAUGAUUGUGACUGUGGUUUCUCACGAACUGGCUCACAUGUGGUUUGGAAAUCUUGUGACGCUGAAAUGGUGGAAUGAUCUCUGGUUGAACGAAGGGUUUGCUUCAUAUGUGGAAUAUCUGGGCGCUGAUUAUGUGGAGCCGACCUGGAACAUUAAAGACCAGAUCAUUGUGUAUGAUCUGCAAAGAGCAUUUGCAGUGGACAGUCUGACCUCCUCUCAUCCCCUUUCUCGGAAGGAAGAAGAGGUCAACACCCCUUCGGAAAUAAGUGAAAUGUUCAGCACCAUAUCCUACAGCAAGGGAGCUGCAGUGCUUAAGAUGCUCUCAGAAUUCUUGACGGAGAAUGUGUUUGCCAAGGGACUGAGUAAUUAUCUGAAGCAGUUUGCUUUUGGAAGCACUGUGCAUUCAGAUCUUUGGGAUCAUAUUCAAAAGGCCGUUGAUCAAACUCCAGAGGUGAAACUACCAUAUAGUGUUCAUGACAUCAUGAACCGCUGGAUUCUUCAGAUGGGUUUCCCUGUUGUCACCAUUGACACUCAAACAGGGAACAUCAGCCAAAAGCACUUUCUUCUCGAGCCAGAGGCAGUGGUGGACAGGAAAUCUGAAUUCAAUUAUGAAUGGUUUGUGCCAAUCACAUGGAUGAAAAAAGGUCAAGUUCUGGAUCAACUGUGGCUUCUGCAGAAAUCAGCCAUACACAAACCCAUGAAAGUCAGCAAAAGUGAAUGGGUGCUGGCUAACCUCCAUGUGUCAGGAUUUUUUAGAGUGAAUUAUGACCUUGGGAACUGGGAGCGACUUCUCAUGCAGCUAGAAUCAAACCACCAGAUGAUACCAGUGCUUAACAGAGCUCAGAUUUUGGAUGAUGCAUUUAAUCUAGCAAGAGCAUCCAUUAUAAACAUAACGCUCGCCCUGAGAACAACUAAAUAUCUUUUGCAUGAGCGGCAAUACAUUCCAUGGGAGGCAGCCCUGCGGAAUCUCAAUUAUAUUUUCCAACUCUUUGAUCGCAGUGAAGUUUAUGGUGCCAUUCAGGCUUACCUCAAGAAACAAGUCAAACCUCUGUUUGAGAAUUUUGGAGCUAUUACCUCAAACUGGACAACAGUACCCUCUGGCCACACUGAUCAGUUCACACAGAUCAUUGCACUAUCACUAGCUUGCAGUACUGGUAUGGAGAGAUGCAGAGAUUUAACCAAGAGCUGGUUCAGAAGAUGGAUGCAGAAUCCUCAUAAGAACACGAUCCAUCCCAACCUGAGGUCUACAGUGUACUGUAAUGCUAUUGCUGCAGGCGGCACAGAUGAGUGGAACUUUGGCUGGCAGAUGUUCCAGAAGGCUACAGUUGCAGCUGAAGCUGUGAAACUCAGAUCAGCUCUGGCCUGCACAAAAGUGCCCUGGUUACUCAGCAGGUACCUGGAAUAUACCAUGAACCCAGAAAAGAUACGAAAGCAAGAUGCCACUUCUACCAUAGGGUACAUUGCUAGUAAUGUUGUUGGCCAGCCUUUAGCAUGGGACUUUGUUCGGGCUAAUUGGGACUAUUUUUUCAAAGUGUACGGCACUGGAUCAUUCACUUUCUCAAGACUAAUUGGUGACAUCACCAACAGAUUUAGCACACCUUUUGAGCUCAGUCAGUUAAAAUGGUUCCAAAAGGACAAUGCUGAGACCGGAUUUGGCUCGGGAACUCAAGCCCUGCAACAGGCCAUUGAGAAGACAACAGCCAAUAUUAAGUGGCUGGCAGAGAACAGGGAACAUGUACUGCAGUGGUUCAUUUCAGAAUCAGCAUAACAUCAUGUCCAUGAUAAGAGAGAUCAGAGUCAGCUCAAUGUCACUUCAGUCAUUUUAGCUGGAUGCACUUAAAUUCAAAGUAAAGGGAUAGUUCACCCAAAAAUAUUUUUUUUAUUAUAGUUUAUUCUACCUCAUGUCCUUUCCAACCAGUAUUAUUUUCUUUAGUGAAACACAAAAGGAGAUAUUAUGUAAGCAUACAGUAAUCAGGGGCUGUUAAGCUCCAAAAAGGACAAAGAGCACCAUUAAAGUAGUCCAUACAUCUAGUGAGCUACAUUCUAAAGCCAAAAGUAUACUUCAGUUAGACCUGAAUGCUAGGCAUCUGCGAACAGGAUGCAUGAUGCAAAUUUUGUCAUCAGAAGAGUUCUCAAAUGCUGAAUGUGUGCGGCACAAUUUUUCUAACCGCGCACAGUCUGAACGCGCAGAAUGCACAUGCAUCUGGAAUUAUUUGCACUAAUAAGUCGGUCCACAAGGUGGAAACACUCGUAAUUAAGCCAAUGCUUUCAUGAAGAAGUGCAUGAAGAAUAAGAUGCUAUAGCCAGUAAACAACAGGAGACAAAAAUGGAAUGUGGAUGUGCACGUCAAGAGCGCAUCUGUGAGGAGGUCAGGAGAUACCUGCAUUUGUAUAACUUGAGUCUACACGUUAAAGACAUUUUUAUAGGACUAAACUCCUGAAGAGAAGUAGUCUAGUAUCUCAUAGCAGUCGUAGCACGCAUGUGCCUACCACUUGCAUGGAGUAUAAAUUGAAAGGCUGACCAUUCAACUGCAUGCGUACGCUCAGCGUUCACUUCAAAACUGAAGUGUACUUUGGGCUUAAGUCUUCUAAGGACAUAUGAUAGGUUUUGGAAGGAACAGACUGAAAUUUAAGUUAUUAUUCACUAAAAAAUCUUCACUGCUGUAGCUUUCAAAUGUCAUUUGCGCUUCCACAUAUUCAAACAGGUUCAACGUCAAUAAUGCCAAACACCAUUGGUUCUCUCAUGUUUCUUAAUAAUGCGGAGGCUUGAAUAUGUGGAAGUGUGAAAAGGGUGAAUAAAUGGCAACAUAAUUUUCAUUUUUGGGUGAACUGUUCCUUGAAACUGAGGUCUACUUUUCAUUGAGUGUAUUGUAGGAUCUGAUCCUUGAACUCAAUAAAUUCAUCCUGUAAUAUGGCUGAAUAAAAAUUAAAUGUAUGCUUGCUUAAUGAAUUUAGCAGAUGCUUUUAUCCAAAGGCUAGGUAAAGGCAAGUUAAAGCAUACAUAUCACAAGGACUGUCCUGCUGGACCAACCAGCGGUUUGGUAUCAAUUGCACCAGCUACAGGUUGAUAGUUCAUGGGUUGCCCCUUCUAUGAUUUGAACCGACAAGCCCAGAUAUUUAACCAUUUGACCACAUCACCGGGAUGCAAAUGUAGAGGAAUGUACAUACAAGAGACUAUGCAAAACACACUGACAAUGAAUUUGUGUAUAAUCAUCUUUAUAAUGUUACCUGGUUAUUGUUGUUAUGGUGAAUGGACAUUUAAUUUGCUCAUAUGCCACUGUUACACUGUACAAGACAAAUAGGUGCUGCAUAAAUAAAACAUUUAUAUGAUUUUCUUUUUUUUUUUUUUUGCUUGUUUUUGUACAUUUGCUUUUAAAUUAGUCAUUUCUUUGUUUAUUUUGAAUAAAUAUACAAGUUUUGGAAACUUA
Molecule: messenger RNA, 4758 nt
Organism: Myxocyprinus asiaticus (Chinese sucker)
Lineage: Eukaryota; Metazoa; Chordata; Actinopteri; Cypriniformes; Catostomidae
Product: aminopeptidase Ey-like
Exons: 21
Coding region: 217-3099 (960 amino acids)
Biological process (GO): proteolysis; peptide catabolic process
Cellular component (GO): cytoplasm
Molecular function (GO): metalloaminopeptidase activity; zinc ion binding; peptide binding
Source: RefSeq, a predicted model, not a curated record